This is a messenger RNA of Lacerta agilis (Sand lizard), 4177 nucleotides long. Its product is annotated as vigilin-like. Gene Ontology annotation, molecular function: mRNA binding. NCBI's taxonomy places the organism in Eukaryota, Metazoa, Chordata, Lepidosauria, Squamata, Lacertidae. The record is from RefSeq and is a predicted model, not a curated record. Gene Ontology annotation, cellular component: cytoplasm; nucleus.
GUGUCCGAGCCGCGCUCCUUGUCAGUCGGCGCCGGGAAGCGGCAGGGGGCGGAGGCUGCGGCAAGAGCAGCAGCAGCGGCGCCGGCGGUGGAGGAGUCGGAGCAGCCUCCACCACCCGCCUCCCCCUCGCGGCUUCUUCUCCUUCUCCUUCCCCUCCUUCUCCUCCCGGCCUCGGCGGCGGCCGCCGCAGCCACCGCCACGCUGAGCCUCCAGCAGCGGGACUCGCCGCCGCCACAGCAGCAGCAGCAGCAGCGCAGGACCAAGGCAGCCGUCACGCUGAAGCGCCACAGGUAGCCUCGUUCAGGACGGACCCUUCUGGCACUUGACCAUUUUGCAGUGGAAUACCGGAAACGCGCAAAUCUGGGUUUGAAGCUAUGAGCUCGGUAGCAGUGUUAACACCCGAAAGCUUUGCUGAGCACCGCAGCGGGCUGAGGGAUGAAGAAACACGAGGUGGUGUCCCAGAGGAUGAGGCCUACAUCCCCACUUACUUGGAAGCCUUUCCGCCACUCCCAGAAAAGGGAGCCCCGGGGGAAAAGUCCAGUGAGCUUACGGGAGUAUGGAACAAAAUUCGGCCUAUCAAAUCCUCUGUCAUCACCCAGGUGUUUCACGUCCCCCUGGAAGAGCGACGCUACAAGGACAACAGCCAAUUCGGAGAAGGUGACGAGGCCAAGGUGUGCGUGGACAUCAUGCAGAAGACCGGGGCUCAUAUUGAGCUGUCCUUGGCCAAGGACCAGGGCCUGUCCAUCAUGGUGACCGGCAAACUGGACUCCGUCAUGAAAGCUCGGAAGGAAAUAGUCGCUCGGCUUCAGACCCAGGCUUCAGCUACUGUCACAAUCCCCAAGGAACACCAUCGCUUUGUGAUCGGCAAGAACGGCGAGAAACUGCAGGAGCUCGAGCUGAAGACGGCCACCAAGAUCAACAUCCCGCGGCCCGAGGACCCCAGCAACCAGAUCAAGAUCACGGGCACCAAAGAAGGCAUCGAGAAGGCGCGGCACGAGAUCUUGCUCAUCUCGGCAGAGCAGGAUAAGCGGGCCGUGGAGCGCUUGAACCUGGAGAAGGCCUUCCACCCUUUCAUUGCUGGAGCCUUCAACAAGGUGGUCCAGGAGAUCAUGCAGGAGACAGGGGCUCGCAUCAACAUCCCACCGCCCAGCGUCAACAAAGACGAGAUCAUCAUCACCGGCGAGAAGGAGCCGGUGGCCCAGGCCCUCCUGCGCAUCCGCAAGAUCUACGAGGAUAAGAAGCGCAAGACGACCACGAUCUCGGUGGAGGUGAAGAAGUCCCAGCACAAGUACAUCAUCGGCCCCAAAGGCAACACCCUGCAGGAGAUCCUGGAAGCCACCGGAGUCUCGGUGGAGAUGCCGCCCCUGGAAAGCAGCUCGGAAACAAUCAUCCUCCGGGGGGAGCCCGACAAGCUGGGUCCCGCUCUGACUCAGGUCUACGCCAAGGCGAAGAGUGUGAUGGUAGCUGAAGUAACCGCCCCAGCCUGGUUACAUCGUUUUAUAAUCGGAAAGAAAGGACAGAACAUUGGCAGGAUCACCCAGCAGCUCCCGAAGGUUCACAUCGAAUUCACGGACGGCGACGAGAAGAUCACGCUGGAAGGACCCACCGAAGAGGUGGAGCUGGCUCAGAUGCAGAUCCAGGAGAUUAUUCGGGACCUGCUCGGCCGGAUGGACUACACCGAAGUGCUCAUCGAUCAGCGGUUCCAUCGUCACCUGAUAGGGAAGAAUGGAGCCAACAUCAACCGCAUCAAGGAGCAGCACAAAGUCUCCGUCCGCAUCCCGCCCGACAACGAGAAGAGCAACCUGAUCCGGAUUGAGGGAGACCCGCAAGGGGUUCAGCUGGCCCGCAAGGAGCUGCUGGAGAUGGCUGCUCGCAUGGAAAACGACCGCAUGAAGGACCUCAUAAUCGAGCAGCGCUUCCACCGGACCAUCAUUGGGCAGAAAGGCGAGAAAAUCAAGGAGAUCCGUGACAAGUUUCCUGAGGUUAUCAUCAACUUCCCAGACCCUCUCAGAAAGAGCGACAUCGUGCAGCUACGUGGGCCCAAGAACGAAGUGGAAAAGUGCGCCAAGUAUCUCCACAAAGUCAUUGCGGAGCUGGUUGAAAACAGUUUUUCUAUUCCAGUCCCUAUUUUCAAGCAGUUCCACAAGAACAUUAUUGGGAAAGGAGGCGCCAACAUCAAAAAGAUUCGAGAGGAAACCAAUACCAAGAUUGACCUCCCCACAGAAAACAGCAACUCGGAGGUGAUCCUGAUCACUGGGAAGAAGGCCAACUGCGAGUGCGCCCGGGACCGCAUCCUGGCCAUCCAGAGGGAGCUGGCUAACAUAAAAGAAGUGGAUGUGUCUAUACCGGCCAAGCUGCAUAACUCCCUGAUCGGGGCCAAGGGGCGGCUAGUGCGCUCCAUCAUGGAGGAGUGUGGCGGGGUGCACAUCCACUUCCCUUCCGAGGGGUCGGGCAGCGACAAGGUCACCAUCCGAGGGCCUGGCGAGGAGGUGGAGAAAGCGAAACGGCAGCUGCUGCAGAUCGCGGAGGAGAAGCAAAUCAACAACCACUCGGCAGAGCUGCACGCCAAGCCAGAGUACCACAAAUUCCUGAUCGGGAGAGGGGGCGCCAACAUCCGCAGAGUGCGGGACCGCACCGGUGCCCGCAUCAUCUUCCCCAGCCCCGACGACAAGGACCAGGAGAUCAUCGCCAUCGUGGGGAAGGAAGAUGCCGUGCGGCAAGCCCAGCACGAGCUGGAAAGCCUCAUUUGCAACCUGGAUAACGUCAUCGAGGAUUCCAUGAUGGUGGACCCCAAGUACCACCGCCACUUUGUGGCACGCCGGGGGCACGUGCUGCGGGAGAUUGCGGAAGAGUACGGCGGGGUUGCGGUGAGCUUCCCACGGACGGGCGUCCAGAGCGACCGCGUGAUGCUCAAGGGAGCGAAGGACUGCGUGGAAGCUGCCAAGAGACGCAUCCUGGAGAUUAUCUGCGACCUGGAAGCUCAGGUGGUCCUCGAGUGCGUCAUCCCGCAGCGCUUCCACCGGGUCGUCAUGGGAGCCAAAGGUUACAAAGUGCAGCAGAUCACUCGGGACCACGACGUCCUGAUCAAGUUCCCGGAGCGAGAUGACAAUUCAGGUUCAGAAGCACAGUCUCAGGAAAACGGCGACAUCAGCCCCGAGCUGGACUCUGCCCCCCGCAAAUGUGACACCAUCCUUAUCUCGGGGCGCAAGGAGAAAUGCGAGGCGGCGCGGGCAGCUCUGCUGGCUCUGGUUCCCAUCACAGUGGACGUAGAGGUCCCCUUUGACCUCCAUCGCUACAUCAUUGGGCAGAAGGGGGCCGGCAUUCGCAAGAUGAUGGAGGAGUACGAGGUGAACAUCUCGGUGCCCCAGCCAGAGCAGCAGUCGGACGUCAUCAAGAUCACGGGCUUGGUCCCCAAUGUGGAGCGGGCCAGGGCCGGCCUCUUGGAGAGGGUCAAGGAGCUGCAGGCAGAGCAGGAAGACCGGGCGUUGCGUGGCUUCAAGCUGACGGUGAGCGUGGAACCCAAAUACCACCCAAAGAUCAUUGGCAAAAAAGGGGCGGUCAUUUCCCAGAUCCGGAAGGACCAUGACGUCACCAUCCAGUUCCCGGAUAAGGGGGAUGAGAAUCAGGACCUCAUCACGAUCACCGGCUACGAGAAGAACGCCGAGGGGGCCCGGGACGCCAUCUUGAAAAUUGUGGCUGACCUUGAGGAGAUGGUCAGCGAAGAUGUCCGCUUGGAUCACCGGGUUCACGCCCGUAUCAUUGGCGGGAGGGGCAAAGCCAUCCGCAAGCUGAUGGAGGAGUUUCGGGUCGACAUCCGCUUCCCUCAGCCGGGUUCCAGUGACCCUGACAGAGUCACGGUCACAGGGCUGCCCGAAAAUGUGGACGACGCUAUAGACCACAUGCUCAACUUGGAAGAGGAAUAUAUGAUGGACGUGGUGGAGACCGAAGCCAUGGCUGCGUAUAUGAAGCCUCCGUCCCGCUUGGAAGAGGAGCCCCGGGGCCCGGCCAAGGGCUUUGUGGUGCGCGAUGCCCCCUGGAACGCGUCUGGGAACAAGGCCCCAGAUGUGAGCAGCGCCGAAGAGUUUCCCGUCUUCGGCACCGGCGUGGUCCCCAAGCAGACGUCGGUCUGGGGCCCCAAGAAGUUCUGAGGCGGUGACAAUCCACUGCCAGCCAAGCA